This is a messenger RNA of Anguilla anguilla (European eel), 4483 nucleotides long. RefSeq lists its product as uncharacterized. Bases 138 to 4364 code for a protein of 1408 amino acids. The record is from RefSeq and is a predicted model, not a curated record. The transcript has 9 exons. NCBI's taxonomy places the organism in Eukaryota, Metazoa, Chordata, Actinopteri, Anguilliformes, Anguillidae. Gene Ontology annotation, biological process: regulation of transcription by RNA polymerase II. Gene Ontology annotation, molecular function: DNA-binding transcription factor activity, RNA polymerase II-specific; RNA polymerase II transcription regulatory region sequence-specific DNA binding. Gene Ontology annotation, cellular component: nucleus.
UCGUGUGCAUCACUUGUGUUGUUCCUCCCAACACAUGUGUUUUGGGCAAUGAACUGUUCAGUGGUUUGGGGACUCGAAUGGUCAUAGCAAUAACGCGUUUUCUUCUAUGAAGUGUUGCGUAUAAACCGUCCAUUGAAAUGCUGAUUCCUGCCAUAUUUAAAACUCAGUUGGCCUCUGUUAUGGAUCUGUUGGCUAAAGCGGUCGUGGUAGAAAUGGAGAAACUUUUUGACGACUGUUUGUCCAGUUCUGUUAAGUUUCGACUGAAGAUGUGCUCUAAGAACCAAAAGCCAAACAGUCAACUUAUGGACUCCGAGUUUAGGACGGACCGGAUGCUCUCUAUUAUGGAGACAUUAACAAAAGAGGCAAUGGAAAAAAUCAACAAGCUCUUGGAUCAAAGCCCUGCCAUGAUACAGUUGGAAAGGAUCCCGUCUGUGUCCAGGGGAAGAGCCAUGGAGGGCUCAGAAAACGCACUCCGCUGCUCGGUUGUUGUUCAGGUUGGAGAGGGAUUCAGAAGGGCAGGAGUUUCAGAGGAGCGUCCUCCCACGUCCAGCCUGUGGAGCGAUGGAGAGCCCUCGUCAGCGGAAGGGGAGACGACUCCGCGUCAGUCUGUCAUCACGAGAGACCAGCCUCCACACACGGAAGAGCAGAAAGGGGAGUCCCCUCAUGGGAAGGAGGGCAGAAUUGGGGAAGAGGUCCCGAACGACGACUUGCAGGAACCCCUGACAUUCAGGGAGAGGCAUGCAGUAAAGUCCGGUGCUGAUGCUGGAGAGACAUUGUCUAAUGAACAUGCUGAACGGUACACCGAGGAGCCUGGUGUACAGCCAACACCUUCAGAAAGCCAAGAGGAGUGCGUUUCACAGCCCUCACCUGUAAAAUUAAACUCGGUCAUCGACAAUACCCACAAUUCAACGCUUUCAACUGCGAAGAACACGAAGGCCCGCCGGGAAGCGAGCAAUGGAGAGAAACGGUUCCAUUGCACCCAGUGCGGGAGGACCUUUUUAAAACGGUGUUACCUUAAAGCUCACCAGGUUGUUCACACAGAGGAGAGACCGUUCAGCUGCGCGCAGUGCGGGAAGAGCUUCAGGUCAAAAAUGAAUCUCGGCGUGCAUCAGCUGACGGUUCACAAAGGAGAGAAGCCGUUCGGUUGCGAACACUGCGGCAAGACGUUUGGGAUGCGGAGUCAUCUUAAAGCCCACCAGAGACUUUACACGGCAGAGACGCCGUUUAGCUGCUCCUUAUGCGGAAAGGAUUUCAGAGUGAAAUGCGGCCUUAAGCUACAUCGGCAAAUGGCGCACGAAGGAGAGAGACCGUAUCAUUGCGCACAGUGCGAGAAGCUGUUCAGCACACCCAGUGAACUUAAAGCGCACCAAGUCGUGCACACGGGAGACAGGCCGUAUAGUUGCACGAAGUGCGGGAAGGGUUUCACGGCGAAACGUAGCCUCAGUGUUCAUCAGCUGACCGUGCAUGACGGAGAAAGGCCACACAGCUGCGAUAGGUGUGGAAAGAGCUGCGGCACGAAAAGUGGUCUCAAGACGCACCAGAGGCUUCACACAGGAGAGAAACCGUAUCAGUGUUUCGAAUGCGGGAAGAGUUUCAGCCACCAAACCUCGUGGAAGACCCAUCAGGUGGUUCACACGAGAGAGAAGGCCUUCUGCUGCGACGUGUGCGGGAAGAGCUUCAGCAUUUUGUCGAACCUGCACAGGCACCAGCGGACGCACACCGGAGAAAAGGCCUUCAGCUGUGCGGUGUGCGGCAAGAAUUUCACCCAGGCCAGUCAUCUGAAAGUGCACCAGACAAUUCACACCGGAGAGAAACGGUUCGCGUGCGAAACGUGCGGGAAGCGCUUCAGUCAGAAGAGUGCGCUCAAAUCGCACCGGAGAGUUCACACGGGAGAGAAACCGUACACUUGCGACACCUGUGGACAGAGUUACAGCUCCGCGAGCUAUUUCAGCAGACACAAACUGAUUCACACAGGAGAGAAACUGCACAGCUGUACCGAGUGUGGGAAGACCUUCACGCGGGAGAGCAGUCUUUAUUUACACAAACGCACUCACACUGGGGAGAAACCGUACGGCUGCAAUGAAUGCGAGGCAAGCUUCAGCCUGGUGCAGAACCUCAGACGCCAUCAGCAGAUACACACGGGAGAGAAACCGUUCAGCUGCGCCACGUGUGGAAAGUGGUUCAGACAAGCUAAUAACCUUAAAGCACAUGAACAAAUUCACAUGGGUGAGAGAGGACACACCUGUGACAAGUGUGGGAGGAGUUUUGCGUGCUCGAGGAAACUCAAAGAACACAAGUGUGUUUGCUUGAUUAGUAACCUCGAAGAUCUCAAAUUAAUUAAUAAAGGCGUUGUUGAAAUUCACGGCGAUAUGUCGAAUCUUAGUACAUUUCAGACUAAGUUAGCUUCUGUUAUGGAUAUACUGACUAAAGCGGCCGUGGCAGAAUUUAAUAAACUUGUUGGUGAAGGUUCCCCUCAGUCUGCUGACUUGAGUUCUGAGAUGUCGAGUCAGGCUGAAAACGAUUCUCCAAAGAAAGUGUUGGAGAGCGAGUUUCUAGCGUUAGUCAUGGGGAUCCUGACAAAAGAGGCGCGGGAGAAAAUCGGCAGACUCGUGGAGGAGGGCUCUGCGGCGCUGCACCUGGAGGGGUCCCAGAGUCGGAGGGAGAACGAGGUCCUGAAGAGGAAGCUGCAGCUGAUGGAGAGCCAGCUGAGGACAGUGAGAGCGCACGGGGAGGGGAGAGCACCGGAGAGCUCAGCGACCACUCCCAGCUGCUCUGUGGGAGUCCAGGUUGGCCACGAGCACGGGGGACAGGAAAUAGAUGUAGAAGAGGUCUGUGCUACGGAGAGUCUGACCGAUGAGAGCCAGCACUGUGAGGAGGACCAGGCCCCACAGCCCAGUCCAGCGGAGUUAAACUCUGACAUCACCGAUCGAAACGGAUACGCUGUGAGUGAUGCAGAGCGUUUGAGUGCCGUUGCCCGGGCGGGCCCCCUCGUGGAUCACCAGUACUGCGCAGAGGUGCGUGAGCCGCCAUGCGCCCCUGCCGAAAACCCGCCGGGGAAACGGGGCCCCCGGCCCGCUCCGAACUCGGAACCGAACUCGGCCGCCACGGGCGAAACGGGGCGUGGCCAGCGGAGGAGGGGGGGCCCGAGGAAGAGGGCGGGCGCUCAGCGGGAGGCCGCGGGGGGGCCUGGAGCGGGCGGCCGUGCACGACUUGGCGGCGGUGUUGGCGGCGGCGGGGGCGCGGGCUUCAGGUCCCAGUGCAGUCUGAACGCCCGCCAGCUCGCCGCGCGCGGGUCGGAGAAGCGCUACGGCUGCUCGCACUGUGGCAAGCUCUUCCUGAAGCAGAGCCACGUCCGGGCGCACCAGAUCCCGUCCCGGGACGGGAAGCCGUUCCGCUGCUCGCUGUGCGGCGGGGACUUCGCCGUCAAGUGCAGCCUGAAGCUGCACCAGCGGACGGCGCACGCGGGAGAGAAGAAGCUGCACCGCUGCUCGCACUGCGGGAAGCUCUUCGGCACGCCGGGGCAGCUCAGGACGCACCAGGUCGUUCACACGGGCGUCAAGCAGUUCCGCUGCGCGCAGUGCGGGAAGGGCUUCACGGCGAAGACCAGCCUCAACAAACACCAGCUGGCGGUCCACAGGGGGGAGAGGCCCUUCCCGUGCGACAUGUGCGGCAGGAUUUUCAGCCAGAGGAGCGGCCUCAAGGGCCACCAGAGGAUACACACGGGGGAGAAGCCCUUCGAAUGCCUCGACUGCGGGAAGAGCUUCCGCUCCAGCAGUUCGUACAAAAAGCACAAGGUGGUCCACACGAGGGAGAAGGCGUUUUGCUGCGAGGUGUGCGGCAAGUGUUUCACCGCCUCGAACAACCUGAAGAGGCACUGGUUGAUACACACAGGGGAGAAGCCGUUCAUCUGCACGGUGUGCGGGAAGAGUUACACUCAGUCCAGCCAUCUGAAGGUGCACCAGAAAACGCACUCGGGAGGACACGCUUCCGCGAAUUCCCGCGUCCGCGUCCAUAAGAACAUUCUCACGGAGAAGAAGCGGCACGGUUGUGAUAAGUGCGGAAGGACCUUCGCGUGGGAAAGCAGCUUCCGUGCGCACCUGCGCACUCACACGGGCGAGAAACCGUACCGUUGCGACAAGUGCGGCGCAAGUUUUACCACCGCGCCCAAUCUGGCGCGACAUCAGCGAAUACACACGGGGGAGAAGCCGUUCAGGUGCGGCACGUGCGGGAGGAGUUUCAGACAAGCGAACAAUCUCAAAGCGCACCAGCAGACGCAUUCCGAAAAGAAGCACUUCUGCGAUAAAUGCGGGAAGGGUUUUGCUCAUCCACGAAAACUUAAAGACCACAAAUGCGUGUAUGUUUGAAGGCGCAAACUAUGGAAGGAGGCCCAUUGACUUGAUCAAUUUUUUUUUUACAGCAGUAAAAUUAUACUGGAAAGAGAAGGCAUUGUCAUGCUACAACAAGUAUGCAAAUAUUUCCUGAA